AUGUCAGAAAGCUGUUCUCAAACCAUUUUUAUUUUCUACUUUGACUUGCACAUAAACUCAUCCACAUUCCCCAACCAAGCAUAUGUUCCUGAGGAGGAAUUGAAGGCAGCAGAAAUAGAUGAAGACAGAGUGGAGGAUGACGGGCUGUCUCUGGACAUCCAGGAGAGUGAGUAUUUGUGCAAUGAAGAAACAGAGAUCAAAGAGGCUCAAAGCUACCAGAACUCCCCAGUCAGCACUGCAACUAAUCAAGAUGCAGGCUAUGGUUCACCGUUUAGUGAAAACAGUGAUCAACUGGCCCAUUUCAAAAGCACUUCCUCUCAAGAAGAGAAAGAGGAUCAUCAGUGCACAGACAAUGCUUCCUAUCCACAGGACAGCUUGGCACAAAUAAAAGCUGUGUAUGCAAAUUUACUCUCAGAGUCUUGCUGGUCCAGUUUAGCUUUGGACUUAAAGAAAUCCAGUCCAACUACCAGCAACAAUGAAAUCAGCCAGAAUGAAAACACCACCAAUUGCAAUGCUAAUACCAACACCCACGGUACCAGUACCAACACCAGUACUAGUACGAGUAACUGUAAUACUAGUAACAGUAACAGUGGUGGUUCAGGUUAUGACUGGCACCAAGCUGCAUUAGCUAAAACUUUGCAGCAGACUUCUUCAUAUGGACUUCUCCCAGAGCCUAGCCUGUUCAGCACAGUUCAGCUUUACCGGCAAAACAAUAAACUCUAUGGGUCUGUGUUCACCGGUGCUAGUAAAUUUCGAUGCAAAGACUGCAGUGCAGCCUAUGACACACUGGUGGAGCUAACAGUGCAUAUGAAUGAAACUGGACAUUACCGUGAUGACAACAGAGAUAAAGAAUCUGAAAAGACCAAACGGUGGUCAAAGCCUAGAAAACGUUCGCUUAUGGAAAUGGAAGGCAAAGAGGAUGCUCAAAAAGUGCUGAAAUGCAUGUACUGUGGGCAUUCAUUUGAAUCUUUGCAAGACCUGAGUGUCCAUAUGAUAAAAACAAAGCAUUACCAGAAAGUGCCUCUGAAGGAACCAGUACCAGCCAUCACUAAACUGGUCCCUUCUACCAAAAAGCGAGCACUUCAGGACUUAGCUUCACCUUGUUCACCUGAGCCACCAGGGAUCACUGCAGAGGCUGCAUUGAGUGAGUCUGCAAAGGAUCAGAAAACUGCCAAUCCCUAUGUGACUCCAAACAAUCGCUAUGGCUAUCAGAAUGGUGCUAGCUACACUUGGCAGUUUGAGGCCCGUAAAGCCCAGAUACUGAAAUGCAUGGAAUGUGGCAGUUCUCAUGACACAUUGCAGCAACUUACUGCUCAUAUGAUGGUCACUGGUCAUUUUUUGAAGGUGACCAACUCAGCCUCGAAAAAAGGAAAACAACUAGUGUUGGACCCUGUGGUGGAGGAAAAGAUACAGUCCAUACCUCUGCCACCCACCACCCAUACGAGACUACCAGCCUCCAACAUUAAAAAGCAACCUGAUUCUCCAGCUGGGUCUACAAACUCUGAGGAGAAGAAGGACCCAGAAAAGGAAAAGGUGGUUGUCACUGAAACAGACAAAAAGAUAAAAGAGGAGAGUGAGGACUCUAUGGAAAAAUUUGAGCCAACAACUUUAUAUCAGUACCUCAGAGAGGAGGAUCUGGAUGACAGUCCUAAAGGUGGAAUAGACAUAUUGAAAUCCCUUGAGAACACGGUGACAACAGCUAUCAGCAAGGCUCAGAAUGGAGCACCUUCCUGGGGAGGAUACCCCAGCAUUCAUGCAGCUUACCAGCUACCGGGAACAGUAAAGUCCCUACAACCCACAGUGCAGAGUGUUCAAAUGCAGCCAUCCUAUGCCAGUAGUGUAAAAUCACUGUCGUCGGAACACAGUGCACUCGUCCAUUCCCCAGGUAGUCUCACACCGCCACCUCACAAGAGUAAUGUGUCGGCGAUGGAGGAGCUGGUGGAGAAAGUUACAGGUAAAAUCAAUGUAAAGAGGGAAGAAAAACCUGCAGAGAAAGAGAAGAGUUCUCCCGUUAAACCAACGUCACCUGCUGCUAAAGAAAACAAAGACUUUCCAAAAUCUGAGGAAAUAAACAACAAACAGCAACAGAAAAAGAGUCCCGAUGCAGAAGUUCAGAAGGUCAAAAAGGACAGUCCAGCUGAAACUCAUACUCCAAAUGGUACAGAGCCACUCAAAGCAAAAGUCGCAAAUGGCUGUAAUAAUUUAGGAAUCAUCACAGAUCAUUCGCCUGAGCCAUCUUUCAUUAACCCAUUGAGUGCUUUACAGUCCAUUAUGAAUACCCACCUAGGCAAAGUUUCUAAGCCAGUAAGCCCCUCUUUGGACCCUUUGGCCAUGUUGUACAAAAUUAGCAACAGUAUGUUGGACAAACCCAUUUACCCGACCACUCCGGUCAAGCAGGCUGAUGCCAUCGACCGAUACUACUAUGAAAACAGUGAUCAGCCCAUUGAUUUAACCAAGUCCAAAAACAAACCUCUUGUUUCCAGUGUGGCUGACUCUGUCUCUUCUCCUCUAAGGGAGAGCGCCCUAAUGGAUAUUUCUGAUAUGGUGAAAAAUCUCACAGGGCGUUUGACACCCAAGUCUUCGACUCCAUCUACUGUGUCAGAGAAGUCGGAUGCUGAUGGAAGCAGUUUUGAGGAAGCGCUGGAUGAGCUGUCACCAGUACACAAGAGGAAAGGCAGGCAGUCCAACUGGAACCCUCAGCAUCUUCUGAUCCUUCAAGCACAGUUUGCUUCCAGCUUGAGGGAGACACCAGAAGGCAAAUAUAUUAUGUCAGACCUCGGUCCACAGGAGCGGGUACACAUCUCUAAGUUUACUGGUCUUUCCAUGACCACAAUUAGCCACUGGCUGGCCAAUGUGAAGUAUCAGUUAAGGAGGACAGGUGGAACUAAGUUUUUAAAGAACCUAGACACAGGACAUCCUGUUUUCUUUUGCAAUGAUUGUGCCUCUCAAUUCAGGACUGCUUCUACAUACAUAAGUCACUUAGAGACACAUUUAGGGUUUAGUUUGAAGGAUCUGUCAAAGUUGCCACUAAAUCAGAUUCAAGAACAGCAGAAUGUUUCAAAAGUCCUCACGAACAAGACUUUGGGCUCACUUGGAAUUGCUGAGGAGGACUUGGGCUCCACAUUCCAGUGUAAGCUCUGUAACCGAACUUUUGCAAGCAAGCACGCAGUCAAACUGCACCUUAGUAAAACACACGGCAAGUCCCCAGAGGACCAUCUGAUCUAUGUAACUGAGUUAGAAAAACAAUAG
This is a messenger RNA of Emys orbicularis (European pond turtle), 3249 nucleotides long. It is a transcript of the gene TSHZ1, whose product is annotated as teashirt zinc finger homeobox 1. Lineage: Eukaryota; Metazoa; Chordata; Testudines; Emydidae. Gene Ontology annotation, biological process: regulation of transcription by RNA polymerase II. The transcript is spliced from 2 exons. Gene Ontology annotation, molecular function: DNA binding; DNA-binding transcription factor activity, RNA polymerase II-specific. Bases 1 to 3249 code for a protein of 1082 amino acids. The record is from RefSeq and is a predicted model, not a curated record. Gene Ontology annotation, cellular component: nucleus.